This is a messenger RNA of Suncus etruscus (white-toothed pygmy shrew), 1734 nucleotides long. It is a transcript of the gene SCARB2, whose product is annotated as scavenger receptor class B member 2. Gene Ontology annotation, biological process: protein targeting to lysosome; receptor-mediated endocytosis. The record is from RefSeq and is a predicted model, not a curated record. Bases 39 to 1475 code for a protein of 478 amino acids. Gene Ontology annotation, cellular component: membrane; lysosome; cytoplasm. The transcript has 13 exons. Gene Ontology annotation, molecular function: scavenger receptor activity. Lineage: Eukaryota; Metazoa; Chordata; Mammalia; Eulipotyphla; Soricidae.
CACUGGCUUGUCCGCCGGCCCGAGGCUCCGCGUGCAGCAUGGGCAGGUGCUGCUACUACACGGUGGGGACGCUGGCCCUGCUGCUGCUGGUGACCAGCGUCACGCUCCUGGUGGCCCGAGUGUUCCAGAAGGCGGUGGACCAGACGAUCCAGAAGGACAUUGUGUUAAGGAAUGGUUCAGAGACUUUUGCCUCCUGGAAGAAGCCCCCUAUCCCUGUGUAUUCUCAGUUCUAUUUCUUCAAUGUUACCAAUCCAGAGGAGAUCCUCAAAGGUGAGAAACCUCGCUUAGAAGAAGUGGGACCAUACACAUACAGGGAAGUCAGAGACAAAGGUGAUAUUGAAUUUGGAGAUAACGGAACAACAGUAACUGCUGUGAGCAACAAAGCCUAUAUUUUUGAAAGAAACCAAUCUGUUGGAGAUCCUAAAAUUGACUUAAUUAGAACAUUAAAUAUUCCUGCUGUGACAGCCAUGGAAUGGACCCAGAUCCACCUCCUCCGUGGGAUAAUCGAGGCACUGCUGAAGACCUACCAGCAGAAGUUGUUUGUGACACACACAGUCCAUGAACUGCUCUGGGGCUAUAAGGAUGAGAUCUUGUCCCUUAUCAACAUCUUCAGACCUGACAUCCCUGCCUAUUUUGGUCUCUUCUAUGGAAAAAAUGGGACAAAUGAUGGAGACUAUGUGUUUCUCACCGGAGAAGACAGUUAUCUUAACUUUACAAAGAUCGUGCAAUGGAAUGGGAAACCGUCACUCGAGUGGUGGACAACAGACAGAUGCAAUAUGAUCAAUGGAACAGAUGGGGAUUCAUUUCACCCUUUAAUAACCAAAGAUGAACUCCUGUAUGUCUUCCCAUCUGACUUUUGCAGGUCAGUAUAUAUAGUUUUCAGUGACUAUGAGAGUGUGCAGGGACUGCCUGCCUAUAGAUUUAAGGUGCCUGAAGAAAUAUUAGCCAAUACCACUGACAAUGCUGGCUUCUGUAUCCCUGAGGGAAAUUGCCUGGGCUCCGGUGUUUUGAAUGUCAGCAUCUGCAAGAAUGGUGCACCUAUUAUUAUGUCUUUGCCACACUUUUACCAAGCAGAUGAGAAGUUUAUUUCUGCUAUAGAUGGCAUGCACCCCAAUAAGGAAGAUCAUGAGACAUUUGUGGACAUCAAUCCAUUGACUGGAAUUAUCCUCAGAGCAGCCAAGAGGUUCCAGAUCAACGUUUAUGUCAAAAAAUUAGACGACUUUGUUGAGACGGGCAACAUUCGAACCAUGGUUUUCCCAGUGAUGUAUCUUAAUGAGAGUGUUCUGAUUGAUGAAGAGAUUGCAAGCAGAUUGAAGUCUGUGAUCAACACCACUUUGAUUAUCACCAACAUACCCUACAUUGUCAUGGCACUGGGCGUGCUCUUGGGUUUAAUCUUCACCUGGCUUGCAUGCAAGGGACAGGGAUCUAUGGAUGAGGGGACAGCAGAUGAAAGAGCACCCCUCAUACGAACCUAACCAUGGCCUGAGUUGCUGAAGGAAUCUCACGAGCUAUCCUGUUCAUCAUGAUGCAAAGGAACCACCAGGUUCUCACAGGCUUGUUACCUGUUGUCAAGAGGAGGAAGAAGACAGUGCCUGCAAAGAUGAGAGCAUUCUGGCCAGAGGUUAAAGAACAGACUGAUGUGGUUGAACAAAAGGCCUUAUAAAAAACCAUGGCCCCUGACAAAUUUUGUUUCUCAUGUGUUUGGCAUCUAUUUAAUAAACUCUUGUAUAGUCA